Nycticebus coucang (slow loris) is the source of this 5054-nucleotide messenger RNA. It is a transcript of the gene LRRFIP1, whose product is annotated as LRR binding FLII interacting protein 1. Gene Ontology annotation, molecular function: RNA polymerase II cis-regulatory region sequence-specific DNA binding; DNA-binding transcription factor activity, RNA polymerase II-specific. NCBI's taxonomy places the organism in Eukaryota, Metazoa, Chordata, Mammalia, Primates, Lorisidae. The record is from RefSeq and is a predicted model, not a curated record. Bases 464 to 3766 code for a protein of 1100 amino acids. Gene Ontology annotation, biological process: regulation of transcription by RNA polymerase II. The transcript is spliced from 21 exons.
CCCCGGCCCCUGCGUGAGGGCGGCUGGGCGGGGCCGCGGGCAGGGCCGUGGGGGGGGUGUUCUUUUGCCCUUUCCGGUUGGGCGGUGAUUGGUAACUGCGGAGCCGGGUGCGGGGCGGAGCGCGCGGGGACCGGGCGGGCACCUCGGGCUGGUGCGCGCGGAGGCGGCCCCAGGCUCUCUGCGCCCUCCCCGCGGUCCCUCCCCGCCCGGCGGGGCCGGCGGCCACCUGCGCCCCGCCCCUGCGGCCGCGCCCGAGCCGGGAACUGGGAGCCGCUCCCCUGGCGAGAGGGCUCCUCCGCGUCCGGGAGCGCCGGAGUUGUCGCGGCGCGGGGCUGGUCUCCGUGGACGAGGUCCCCGCGCUCUGGGAUGCGACCGCGCUGAGAAGUGCCCGCCGCGGACGCUCGGAGCCGGCCACGCAGAGGGUCCUCUGGCUGUGCGAGGACUUGGUCGGUAGCCGGACAGGAUGACCAACCCGGCGGCCGCGCAGAACAAGGAAAUAGACUGUCUGAGUCCGGAGGCUCAGAGAGUGGCGGAGGCCCGGCUUGCGGCGAAGCGCGCGGCCCGAGCAGAGGCACGUGAGAUCCGCAUGAAGGAGCUGGAGCGGCAGCAGAAGGAGAUCUAUCAGGUCCAAAAGAAAUAUUAUGGGCUGGAUACAAAGUGGGGUGACAUCGAGCAAUGGAUGGAAGACAGUGAGCGCUACUCUCGUAGAUCCAGAAGAAACACCUCGGCUUCUGAUGAAGAUGAGCGCUUGUCAGUGGGUAGCCGCGGAAGUCUGAGGUCCCAGCCUGACUUGGAGUAUGGGGGUCCCUACACCUGGACGAAUGGUUAUGAUGGAGAACCGCAUGGAUCCCAGUCCCUGAAUAGAAGAUCUAGCAGGAAUUCCAGCUACAGCGGUGACGGCAGAUUCUCUACUUUGUCAUCGUCCAGGGACGAGAAACUGCCCUGGCACCUGUACAACGGCGCGCGGCCUGCGGGGAGCCACCGGGUGUCUGUGUUUGAUGACAGCAGCCUUGGCGGGGCGCGACGGAGCAGCACCUGUGGGUCCCGAGCUGUAAGACGUGUCCUGUGUCUCCCGCAUACCCCGCUGCCUGCCGCAUGGCCCUGGGAAUGCUCACCAGGCAGGGGCCAGGUGUGGGAGCCCUCGGAGUGCAGCGGCCACCUCAACUCCAGCUCCCGUGCCUCCUCCAGGGCCAGCUCUGCGCGGGCCAGCCCCGUGGUUGAAGAGAGACCAGACAAAGAUUUUACGGAGAAGGGGUCUCGUAACAUGCCAGGCCUGUCUGCAGCCACGCUGGCCUCCCUGGGGGGGACCUCCUCUCGGAGGGGCAGUGGGGACACGUCCAUCUCCAUCGACACCGAGGCCUCCAUGAGAGAAAUCAAGGAACUCAGUGAGUUAAAGGACCAGAUUCAGGAUGUGGAAGGCAGAUACAUGCAGGGAUUGAAAGAGAUGAAGGACUCCCUAGCAGAAGUUGAGGAGAAAUACAAGAAGGCCAUGGUUUCCAAUGCUCAGCUAGACAAUGAGAAGACAAACUUCAUGUACCAGGUCGAUACCCUCAAAGAUAUGUUGCUGGAACUUGAAGAACAAUUGGCUGAAUCUAGGAGACAGUACGAAGAAAAAAACAAAGAAUUUGAGAGGGAAAAACAUGCCCACAGCAUCCUGCAGUUUCAAUUUGCCGAAGUGAAAGAGGCCCUGAAGCAGAGAGGAGAAAUGCUUGAGGAAAUCCGACAGCUACAGCAGAAACAGGCGAGUUAUAUCAGGGAGAUUUCUGACCUUCAGGAAACAAUAGAAUGGAAAGACAAAAAGAUAGGGGCAUUAGAGAGGCAGAAAGAGUUCUUUGAUUCCAUAAGGAGCGAACGAGACGAUCUUAGAGAAGAAGUAGUCAUGCUGAAAGAGGAAUUCAAGAAACAUGGAAUCAUCCUAAAUUCAGAAAUAGCUACCAAUGGAGAGACCUCAGACACUCUAAAUAACGUUGACUACCCUGGUCCUACCAAGAUGACAAAAGAGGAGUUAAAUGCCCUCACGUCGACAGGGGAGGGGACACUAGGAAGAGCCCAUGAAGUGGAGGUGAAAAAUGACAUUGUGGACAAUGUGGGGAAAAGAACAAUCUUGCAGAAUUCUGAGAAAGAACAGCCCAAAGAGGACACAAUAAAGGAUUGUGUGGACACAGUGGCGUCACACCCUGGUGACAGUGCUGAGAACCAGAAAGUCUCUGAGGAAGACAAAGCCCCGUCCCUAGGACAGUUAGCAGGUGCUAGAGAUGAGGAGCAGGUUCACAGCCAAAUUCUAGAGAACAUGUCUUGCCUUGAAAAUACAGGGCAGGUUCAAUCCAAUGAGGUCAUUAGUGUGGCAGGUGAUAGGCCUGGAGCUUCCCUUAGCAGCUGUUUGCGUGAGUUAGAUAGCGAAGGCCCAGGCUCUGGGAGUGAGCAGGACAGUUGCCAUGCCUUGGAUAUCAACAGCCAAAGUAAAGAAUCUGUAGAAAAGCAGGAAAAAGAAAAGCAAGAGGAUUUUAGAACCACUUUGGAAGAGGUUAGCUCAAAACCAUGUCAGGAAUCUGUUCCUUCGCAAAUACCUGACAUCAAAAGGGUGAGCAGCAUAGACACUGGCGGGCAAAGCAGGAGCCACACUGAGAAGGUGGAAGAGGGAGGGGAAGCUCAUAUUGGGGAGCAGGUGGGCACAGUGGCCUCACAUCCCCCCGAAUACAAUGAUGACACAGUGUGUCAAGAUGAAGAGUGCGCAGUAGCUGCCCCUCCAAAGUUGGGUCCAAGCAUAGGACAUAGUUUAGAGACAGAAGUCACCAACCAGAAAGUAGCUGAGCCCAGAGGUUCCCCAGUUCAGAGUACAGAGGUAGACAGGGAGAACCAUGAAGAACCAGGGUUAAGGGAAGAGAAACCAGCUGAGACACACGUCCAAACCAUUCCUGGUUCUCCAGCAGCCAAGAGUGGUCACCAAGAAGCAGCAGGUCCAAGUGUGGCAGGUACUGACAGUGAACCCCUAGAGACGAAAGAGCCCAGUGAAGAGAAGAGGGACCCGCAAGGAGAGGCACUGGAGUCAUCACAGAAGAAGGCAAAGAACAAGAAGAAGAAAAACAAGAAGAAAAAACCACCAGCACCUGUAGAAACCCUUAAAGCUGUUAAGAAAGAGUUAAUGUAUCAGGACGCAGAUUUAAGUGAAGUUAAGGAAGAAGAACAGGUUAAAUUUACUACCAAAACGUCAGUGGUGGAAGCUCAAGAUGAGGUGGCUAAAAAUCCCAAACAGAAAGUUGUAGCAGAAAGUGGUGAAAAUGUUGAUUGUCCAGAAGACCCUGAUUUGGAUGGAAACUGUAACCAAGAGGUUGGAAAAACAGAAGCAGAGAAAGUAAGAGCUGAUGGAGACACAUUGAAUUUUGAAGAUGAUACAAUUCAAUUGUCAGGCACUAGUAUGAAUGAUAAAGAAUUAGAGGAAGAUGUUAUAAAAAGUGAUGCUAAAAAAGGUGGCGCCACUCAGAGCAGCCCUCCAGAGCCAGAGGAGGAAGCAGUAAAUGGUAGCAGCCCGCGGGGAAGUCCCACCAGGGAAAUUAACGAUGUCCUUCAAACAGAAAGUGUCGAGGGGCACAUCAUGCCAGAACAGCCAAGUCAGACAGUCAAGAAAGCUUUAGAUAGCGUUAGUCUAGAAAGCGAGGACCUCUCAGCACCAGCAGGAGAGUCGGGGGACUUGGAUUCAGAAAGCAGAGAAGAUACAGAAAGAGAAAAUGAAAAGGGCAAAAGCAAAGAAGAUUGCACCAUGUCCUAACGGGGGGGCAGACGGGCCGCAGGAGGAGGUGUGACACAGACAGGAGCUUUACAGGGGGCCAAGAACUUUGCACAGUAAGUCUGAUCACAAGAGACUCUUUUGUCACCACUGCCGAUGUGAGUAAAAUGUUCCAAGUUGAUUUAGAUGCACUAUGUGACAAUCAUCAGGUCACCUGCCUGUGCCACUGUAAGGUACAGACUGUUACUCGUAGAUUUAUAUUUAAUCAUUGAAGUUGUCACCCAGAUUAGAAAGUAAGACAUACUUGUUAUUAGUGUAAGUUCCAAUGACAACAUUCCGGUAGUGUCAAACAAUAAUGUAUACUGCUGAUGUUCUAGCUUAAACUAAAAUAAAAAUAUUUAGCAUUUGCCUUAGGUCUAUAUGAAUGUGGAUAUUCUUGACCAAACAUAUCAGCUUCUAGUCGAAAUGACCGAACAGCAUUCUUAGGUUUCUGCAUCAUGAGUAUAAUUGGUACUUAACGCCCCCUUCAUAUACACACUUCACUAGUGCUUUCAUAUUUGAUUUUAGGACAUGAGUAUGUUAUAACCUCUCUGGUAUUUAAAGGAGAUAAAACACCCAAAUAGCAAAUAGGUCAGAGAGUGAUGAGAUUGGCACCUUAAGACAAUGAUCAAUCAUUUUAGGGUUAACAAAUAUCAAUGCUUUUGGAUCUCAUUGUUAACGACCCCUGAAAUUGCUUUGUGGGAGAUUCUGACUUCAUGCUGAUGGCGUGUACCAAAUUCAUUGUAUACAAAGAUAUUUUAUGGAAGUGACAUUUGUUGAAAUUUCAUUUCCUACUGCAAUAUUUGAGCAGGGCAGUCACUCACAGAAAUGUUUUAGGACCUUCACUUCACUUCUCUUUCUGCAUGAAUGUCUAAUCAUUAUAGAAAAGAGCAACAGGAAAGGUUACUUCCAGUGCAAACUGCUAAUCAGACUGUAAGAAGAUAUUUUGAAAGAGUUGAAUCACUGUGGGUAUUAUGGUAUAAAUAUUUUCAUUUGUUGUUUCUCAUUUGUAUUAUUAUUGGAAAACUCUUGUUUUGAUCUGCCUGAACAAAAGAUAUAUUUUUUAUAUAAAUAAGCAUUUAAAAAAUAAUUGUAAAGGUAGAUUAAAGAUUGUGAAAUAUAAAAUUACAACGGAACAAACAUUAUUGAGUGUUGUUGACACUUUAUGAGAUUACGUGGAUUCCUAUUACUGUUACAAGAUGCAACUGAGUGCAAAAAAACCAAAACCUCAAUAAAAGUUGAGGCAAACUUAAGUGUUACCAUGUCAUGGAAAUAAAGGCAUUUUAUAAUU